Molecule: messenger RNA, 6954 nt
Organism: Nerophis ophidion (straightnose pipefish)
Lineage: Eukaryota; Metazoa; Chordata; Actinopteri; Syngnathiformes; Syngnathidae
Gene: tm4sf1
Product: transmembrane 4 L six family member 18
Exons: 5
Coding region: 347-937 (196 amino acids)
Cellular component (GO): membrane
Source: RefSeq, a predicted model, not a curated record
ACGCUCUUGGUUUUUGUCUCUCAUGGGAUUUUUCAUACUUCUGACUAAGCUUUGCGCAGCCAUUGGUCAGCCCACUUCCUGUGUGUGUGUGUGUGUGUGUGUGUGUGUGUGUGUGUGUGUGUUUCCUGACCCUUGUUGUAGUAGAAGUGCUUCUAGAAGGAAGGACAGUGUAUCCAACACACAGACUCCCACCACUUGCUGGCUUCCUGCCUCCCCAACCAGCUGCUCCGUCCCAUCCUUCCCCUCCUGCACUUCUUUGCAAUUUGCUUCAGUUCCUUCUCCUUUUUCCCGUCUCAGUGCAUUUUUUAUUUUUUUUUCCCCCCCCCUUGUCAUUUCGGGCUGAGCGAUGUGUUGUUCGGUGGGUUUUGCCAGAUCUCUGGGCCUAGCUUUGUUGCCCCUGGCCCUCUGCUGCGUGCUGGCCAACCUGCUGCUCUUGUUUCCAAUGGGAGAAAUGACCUACAUCCAGCAGGGCCGCCUGGCCAGCUACAUCUGGUACUUUGGUGGUCUGGGCGGUGGAGGACUGCUGAUGCUCAUUCCGGCAGUGACCUUCAUCUCGCUGGGAAAGUGCAGUUGUUGCUGGAAUGAGAGCUUGAUGAUGUGCGGGUCGGUGUUGGCUGCUGUGGUCGGCCUGGCAGGGUCCGGCUACUGCUUCGUCGUUUCCGGCUUCGCCUUGAUGCAGGGUCCGCAGUGUUUCACCUCUCUUGGGUGGUCGUACCCCUUCGCAGAUCAGGGGGGCAGGUACCUGCUGCAGCCAGAGAUGUGGUCUCUCUGCCUCCAGCCGCUCCGCAUCGUGGAGUGGAACGUGACUCUGCUCUGCGUGCUGUUGGGCCUGGCAGUGUUGGAGUUCGUCCUGUGCCUCCUUCAGCUGGGCAGCGGUGUGGUGAACGCCGUCUGUCGGCCUUGCUGCUAUAAGCAGGAGUACAGUUUGAACGCUUAGGCCCCUUCUACACCAAGCCGGCUGAAGCUCCAAGUUUCCAGUGAUGGCCUCAACCCACCUCGUUACAGUACGUCGGGAGAGUGUGACACGUUCUCAAUUGCGCCCCUCUUCGCCGGGCAGAGUCCAAUAAGCACUCCUUAAUAAACUCUCCGUCCUUUUAAUUGACUGCAUGGCUGCCAGCUCCUCCGUGAUGUGAAAAUCUGCAGUUAUAUACAAGUAAGAAGAUGAGCAGCUCUCAUCCAAAGCCAGUGAAAAACAAUCAAAGUCGGCCGGUCUUUCAGCUGAAGCUCCAAGUUUCCAGUGAUGGCCUCAACCCACCUCGUUACAGUACGUCGGGAGAGAGUGACACGUUCUCAAAUGCGCCCCUCUUCGCCGGGCAGAGUCCAAUAAGCACUCCUUAAUAAACUCUCCGUCCUUUUAAUUGACUGCAUGGCUGCCACCUCCUCCGUGAUGUGAAAAUCUGCAGUUAUAUACAAGUAAGAAGAUGAGCAGCUGGGCGGUGUCACGUACAUCGCAGCUCUCAUCCAAAGCCAGCGAAAAACAGUCAAAGUCGCCCGGUCUUUCAGCUGAAGCUCCAAGUUUACAGUGAUGGCCUCAACCCACCUCGUUACAGUACGUCGGGAGAGUGUGACACGUUCUCAAUUGCGCCCCUCUUCGCCGGGCAGAGUCCAAUAAGCACUCCUUAAUAAACUCUCCGUCCUUUUAAUUGACUGCAUGGCUGCCGGCUCCUCCGUGAUGUGUAAAUCUGCAGUUAUAUACAAGUAAGAAGAUGAGCAGCUCUCAUCCAAAGCCAGCGAAAAACAGUCAAAGUCGGCCGGUCUUUCAGCUGAAGCUCCAAGUUUCCAGUGAUGGCCUCAACCCACCUCGUUACAGUACGUCGGGAGAGAGUGACACGUUUUCAAAUGCGCCCCUCUUCGCCGGGCAGAGUCCAAUAAGCACUCCUUAAUAAACUCUCCGUCCUUUUAAUUGACUGCAUGGCUGCCAGCUCCUCCGUGAUGUGAAAAUCUGCAGUUAUAUACAAGUAAGAAGAUGAGCAGCUCUCAUCCAAAGCCAGUGAAAAACCGUCAAAGUCGGCCGGUCUUUCAGCUGAAGCUCCAAGUUUCCAGUGAUGGCCUCAACCCACCUCGUUACAGUACGUCGGGAGAGUGUGACACGUUCUCAAUUGCGCCCCUCUUCGCCGGGCAGAGUCCAAAAAGCACUCCUUAAUAAACUCUUUGUCAGAAAACGCCUUACUUUUUCUGGCGAUUUUGUGAAAAAUGAAGAAAAUUGUCCUGACGGCUACAUAUCUGGGGGUGUUGACUUGGGUUCGCAGUUUUACAAUCAAUGCAUCAGCCUCCUUUGUGCGAUGUUCAUCAGACAGAUUAUGCUAUUUUUCCUCGUGCUUUGUCGUGUAGUGGCGAUCCCAACUAUAUUCUUUAAAGGGGAACAUUAUCAGCAGACCUAUGUAAGCGUCAAUAUAUACCUUGAUGCUGCAGAAAAAAGAGCGUCUAUUUUUUUAACCGAUUUCCGAACUCUAAAUGGGUGAAUUUCGGCGAAUGAAACGCCUUUCUGUUUAUCUCGCUGGAGGCGAUGACGUCAGAAUGUGACGUCGCCGAGGUAACACACCCACCAUUUUCAUUUUCAACACAUUACAAACACCGGGUCUCAGCUCUGUUAUUUUCCGUUUUUUCGACUAUUUUUUGGAACCUUGGAGACAUCAUGCCUCGUGGGUGUGUUGUCGGAGGGUGUAACAACACUAACAGGGAGGGAUUCAAGUUGCACCACUGGCCCGAAAAUGCCUAAGUGUCUUCCGCCAGACCCCCAUUGAAUGUGCUGGAGUGUCUCCAAAUUUGACCGGCGACGCUAAGACAGACAUGGCACAGAGAUGUAUGGAUAACCUGUAGAUGCAUUUGUAACGAUAAAGUCACAGUAAUCACAAAGGUGAGUUUUGUUGAUGUUGACUGCCAGCUAAUCGAUGCUAACAUGCUAUGCUAAUCGAUGCUAACAUGCUAUUUACCGGCGACGCUAAGACAGACAUGGCACAGAGAUGUAUGGAUAACCUGCAGAUGCAUUUGCGACGAUAGUCAACGAAAUCACAAAGGUGAGUUUUGUUGAUGUUGACUGCCAGCUAAUCGAUGCUAACAUGCUACGCUAAUCAAUGCUAACAUGUUAUUUACCGGCGGUGCUAAAGCAGACAUGGCACAGAGAUGUAUGGAUAACCUGUAGAUGCAUUUGUAACGAUAAAGUCACAGUAAUCACAAAGGUGAGUUUUGUUGAUGUUGACUGCCAGCUAAUCGAUGCUAACAUGCUAUGCUAAUCGAUGCUAACAUGCUAUUUACCGGCGACGCUAAGACAGACAUGGCACAGAGAUGUAUGGAUAACCUGCAGAUGCAUUUGCGACGAUAGUCAACGAAAUCACAAAGGUGAGUUUUGUUGAUGUUGACUGCCAGCUAAUCGAUGCUAACAUGCUAUGCUAAUCGAUGCUAACAUGCUAUUUACCGGCGACGCUAAGACAGACAUGGCACAUAGAUGUAUGGAUAACCUGCAGAUGCAUUUGCGACGAUAGUCAACGAAAUCACAAAGGUGAGUUUUGUUGAUGUUGACUGCCAGCUAAUCGAUGCUAACAUGCUAUGCUAAUCGAUGCUAACAUGCUAUUUACCGGCGACGCUAAGACAGACAUGGCACAGAGAUGUAUGGAUAACCUGCAGAUGCAUUUGCGACUAUAGUCAACGAAAUCACAAAGGUGAGUUUUGUUGAUGUUGACUGCCAGCUAAUCGAUGCUAACAUGCUAUGCUAAUCGAUGCUAACAUGCUAUUUACCGGCAGUGCUAAAGCAGACAUGGCACAUAGAUGUAUGGAUAACCUGCAGAUGCAUUUGUAACGAUAAAGUCCCAGUAAUCACAAAGGUGAGUUUUGUUGAUGUUGACUGCCAGCUAAUCGAUGCUAACAUGCUAUUUACCGGCGACGCUAAGACAGACAUGGCACAGAGAUGUAUGGAUAACCUGCAGAUGCAUUUGCGACUAUAGUCAACGAAAUCACAAAGGUGAGUUUUGUUGAUGUUGACUGCCAGCUAAUCGAUGCUAACAUGCUAUGCUAAUCGAUGCUAACAUGCUAUUUACCGGCGGUGCUAAAGCAGACAUGGCACAGAGAUGUAUGGAUAACCUGCAGAUGCAUUUGUAACGAUAAAGUCACAGUAAUCACAAAGGUGAGUUUUGUUGAUGUUGACUGCCAGCUAAUCGAUGCUAACAUGCUACGCUAAUCGAUGCUAACAUGCUAUUUACCGGCGACGCUAAGACAGACAUGGCACAGAGAUGUAUGGAUAACCUGCAGAUGCAUUUGUAACCAUUAAGUCAACGAAAUCACAAAGGUGAGUUUUGUUGAUGUUGACUGCCAGCUAAUCGAUGCUAACAUGCUAUGCUAAUCGAUGCUAACAUGCUAUUUACCGGCGACGCUAAGACAGACAUGGCACAGAGAUGUAUGGAUAACCUGCAGAUGCAUUUGCAAUAAUAAAUUCAACGAAAUCACAAAGGUGAGUUUUGUUGAUGUUGACUGCCAGCUAAUUGAUGCUAACAUGCUACGCUAAUCAAUGCUAACAUGUUAUUUACCGGCGGUGCUAAAGCAGACAUGGCACAGAGAUGUAUGGAUAACCUGUAGAUGCAUUUGUAACGAUAAAGUCACAGUAAUCACAAAGGUGAGUUUUGUUGAUGUUGACUGCCAGCUAAUCGAUGCUAACAUGCUAUGCUAAUCGAUGCUAACAUGCUAUUUACCGGCGACGCUAAGACAGACAUGGCACAGAGAUGUAUGGAUAACCUGCAGAUGCAUUUGCAACUAUAGUCAACGAAAUCACAAAGGUGAGUUUUGUUGAUGUUGACUGCCAGCUAAUCGAUGCUAACAUGCUAUGCUAAUCGAUGCUAACAUGCUAUUUACCGGCGGUGCUAAAGCAGACAUGGCACAGAGAUGUUUGGAUAACCUGCAGAUGCAUUUGUAACGAUAAAGUCACAGUAAUCACAAAGGUGAGUUUUGUUGAUGUUGACUGCCAGCUAAUCGAUGCUAACAUGCUACGCUAAUCGAUGCUAACAUGCUAUUUACCGGCGGUGCUAAAGCAGACAUGGCACAGAGAUGUAUGGAUAACCUGCAGAUGCAUUUGCCACUAUAUUACGUUUCCUUCCACCCACAUUUAAUGCGAAACAAACACUUACCAAUCGACGGAUUUAAGUUGCUCCAGUGUCACGAGAUGCGAAAGUCCUGAUCGUUUGGUCCGCACAUUUUACCGGCGAUGCUAAUGCAGCUAUUCGGCCAUGCUAUGGCUAUGAAUAGCGUCAAUAGCUAUUCCUUCAAUAGCUUCAGUUUCUUCUUCAAUACUUUCAUACUCCAAGCAUUCGUUUCAAUACAUGCGUAAUCUGUUGAAUCGCUUAAGUCGCUGAAAUCCGAGUUUGAAUCCGAGCUAAUGUCGCUAUAUCUUGCUGUGGUAUUCCCAUUGUUUGUUUACAUUGGCAGCACUGUGUGACGUCACAGGGAAAUGGAUAGUGCCAUCGCAAAUAGCGAAAAUCAAGCACUCUAAAGCUUUUUUUAGGGAUAUUCGGAGACCGGUAACAUUUUGAAAAAAAUUUCAAAAAAUACAACAAGCCUCUGGGAACUGAUUUUUAUUGUUUUGAACCCUUUUGAAAUUGUGAUAAUGUUCCCCUUUAAAAACUGCAACCUGUGUACCACAAAUUAAGCAGACGGCUUUACCUUGUCAUCAUCCUCAAAAAAAUACUUGGCAGUCCAUGUCUUGUUGAAAACACAUUGACUUUUCUUCUUUUAGCUUGAGCUGACAUCUUGGGGGUAGCCGGGCCUCACUUGUCGCUGUGCACCUUCACUCCCAGGUUACACAUGGACAUACGUCCAUAAAUGAAAACUUUUCAAAAUAAAAGCAGCACGGUUGUAUUGCGCACUCGACAUAACAUACUUUCUUCAAUUUAUUUUGUAAUUUAUGAUUGGCCUCACGCGGGCCGGACAAAGACGCAAAAAGGGCCGCAGAAUGGCCAGGUCUCCCUUAAACGAUGGUUUAGUGUGGCUGAAACGGGGCUUAGGUCAGAUAAUGACUCUUUUAAGGUGUUAUCCGGCUUAGUGUAGACAUAAACUUAACCACACUCGCACUCCACUUGCGGGUGACCAGGUGGACUACACACAGCACAACAACACAAACAUCCAAGUACACAAAAGCUCACCUCACAACACACACCUGCAUCAUUUACAGUUUGUCCAUUUUACAUUUUGUCUUGUGACAAUGUUUUGUUUAGUUAUGUUCUGUUUUGCUUAAGACUCCAUUGUUUCCUGUUUUUGCACUUCCUUGUUUGUUUUGUUUCCAUGACUACCCAUUAGUUUUCACCUGUCCUCAUGUCACGCACCUGUCUCACGUUUUGCACUCGCACACCUGUCACUAAUCAUGUCUAUUAUUUAGUUUCUGCCUUUGUGCAAGAUUUGUUUCAUUAGUCAAGUUUGUUCCCCGCCCUUGUGCGCGCCUUUUUUUUUUUCUUUUUUUUUUUUGUAGUUAUAGUGUUAAAAUAAAAUAUGUCUUUACCUUCACGCCUUGCCCGCUCCAACUUUCCUUUGCCUUCCGGAAAAACAAACCUCAAAGUCCACGUUCUGACACAUUUGCAGCAUGAAUCAAUGAAAUGGUGAAACACGACAACAAUGAAGAUGCAAUGACUUGGUUUAGAUUUCCGAUAAAGAAGCAAAAAUACAUCCUGUUUCUCUCUUUAUUCUUACAAUAAUGGGUUGUAUUUUUCACAAGACUGAAUAUAGAACGACUGCGGCCCUAAACCAUUUCUGGGUUUUAGUUUAAGUUUGACGUCAGUGUGCCGGAAGUAUUACUUCUUUCUACAACAUGAUUGUGUGUGUUUGUAUAUAUGUUAUUAUUUUUGGAAGUAUUAUUUCUGCAUUCCUCCCAAAACUGCUAGUAAAGUGUUUUUUUGUAUAUAUAUAUGUAAUUUAGUGACAUAUUUUUUUCUAUGAUGUUUGUUUGUGUUGCCUUGAAAUAAAGAAAUAUCGACAUUC